Messenger RNA from Oreochromis niloticus (Nile tilapia), 1676 nucleotides. Its product is annotated as galectin-3-binding protein A. Bases 1 to 1569 code for a protein of 522 amino acids. The transcript is spliced from 4 exons. The record is from RefSeq and is a predicted model, not a curated record. Gene Ontology annotation, molecular function: protein binding. Lineage: Eukaryota; Metazoa; Chordata; Actinopteri; Cichliformes; Cichlidae.
AUGGCUGACGCCCGGGUGUUGUGUCGCCAGCUCAACUUCCCUGGAGCCAGAUCUAUUGUGACUGGGAAGGACUACGGACAAGAAACUGUAAAGGCACAGAAACACAUCUCUUCACCUGUGAAUUCAAAGGCUGGGGAGAAACUGACUGCACACACAAAGUGUGUAGUUUGUGAAACAGGAAGCAUUAAUGUGGACAUCAAUGAUUCUACUCACUCACUGGACCACAGCAUCGGCCUGUCUGACUUUCUCGGCCAAAUCUUUGAUGAUGGAAAUGACUGUGACUUCCUGAUCAUAGUGCAGAGUCCUACUGGGAACAAACAGGAGGAUGGGACCCCAGAGAUACGUCAGAAAACCAUCUGUGCUCACAAAAUGAUCCUGUCACAAAUCCCAUUCUUUAAUGCUUCAGUGGGGAUUUCUACCAUCACAGUCAACCUCAGCUUGACCUGCCAGCCACAUUUCACCUCCUUCAUCAGGUACAUUUACACCCGUAAGAUGGAUGUGACCCUCUCCUCUGCACUGUGUCUCCACCAAAUGGCUUCUAAUUUUGGGUUAAAGCAGCUGAUGGAGGACAUUGGCCGACUGUUUUCUAAAAUCCUCCCAGAAGACUCCACCUUUCACAACCAGGUGUCUUUUUACAAGUAUGCAGUGGAGACCAAGGACUUAGUCCUUGAGGAGAACUGUGUCCAGUACAUGGCCUGGAACUACCAAAACCUGACCAGGUCUCCUGCUUGGUCCGGCCUCUCAGUGGGGCUUCUUAGAGCUCUUCUUACUCGCUCAGAUUUGGUGGCGCCAGAUGAAUAUUUUGUGCUGCAGUCUGUAGAGAGAUGGAUCAGUGAGAAAGGCAACUCCACUGAUUUGGAAACGCAGGCUGAUCUGUUGGGACGCAUUCGUUUUCCUAUGAUUCCUGCUGAGAAGCUGUAUGUGAUCGAGUCCAGCUCUCCGCUCUACAGCACUCACAAGACCAUGUAUCGUGAUAAUAUGUUGAAAGCAUUUCAGUUUAAUGUGCUCCUCUUCAGUAAUCUGACAAAGCAAAAGUUCGGCAAAGAAAAUAUUAAUUACCAGCCCAGGAUUUACACUGCUGAGCCCUGGAGCAUCAUUUUAGAGCUUUCAAUCAGAACAUCAUCUUCUCAAACCCACUCAAGACCGAACGACAAACGGCAGCGCUACAAUUACCGCUAUAUCCACGGCUAUGGCUAUGAAACUUCUUCCUACAGUCAAACCAGAUCCAAGUCAUUUAGCACACCUGUUCACAACAGCCUCAUCUUCAAGGACACUGUAAAGAGGUGGCAAGCAAAUAUUCUCAUGAACAGGCAGGAAUGUUCAAACCAUGGUGUGAGAUGUGAGUCUUUUCCUGUGGCAAAGCUGACACCCCAAAGCUACAUCUCCAAAAGCGACAUCUUCUUUCGUAACCGGGUCUUGCUGGUCUGCCAGGGCCAGUAUGUUUGUCAGAUCCAGGACUUCAAAAGCAAUAUGGCUUCCAUCUCUGCGAACGCUACUCAGGUCCUUCCUUAUCCCUGUCCUGAUGACCAGUUCACCUACCAGAUUGUAGUGACACCAGAGUACGUGUGAUGCACCGUCAGUUCCAGGAUCUAUGCAUUCAUCAUUUUGUAUUCUCAAUAAUUGACCAAAUCACUCUGUAGCCCAUGAAGUAAUAAAGAAACAACCAGUAUUAUCCA